AUGGGCACAGUGUGGCUAAGAGGUGCUAGAGGCUGGCGGGCGGCAGUCCAGCUGGCGGGGCAGAUGCGGCGCAACGCGACGGCGGCGACGCCGCUGCUGGAGUACGACCGACGGGUGGGCGCAGGGCAGCUGCGGGACGAUACGCACCAGCGGCGGAUCAUCGCGUCGCUGGCGCACCUGCACGAGCAGCUGGCGGCGUACGAGCCGCCAGCGGUGCAGACGCCAUCGCCGCUGGAGCAGGUGGGCUGGCGGACGUCGGUGCUGGGGCGACUGCUGCGGCGGCGGGAGCAGUAUUCGAGCGAGGGCGUGUGCAAGGGGAUCUACCUGUACGGGGACGUGGGGUGCGGCAAGACGAUGCUGAUGGACCUGUUCUACGCGACGGUGCCGCGGCACCUGUCGAAGCGGCGGAUCCACUUCCACCAGUUCAUGCAGUACGUGCACAGGCGGUCGCACGAGAUCGUGCGCGAGCAGAACUUGGACGCGCUGGGGGAGGCGAAGGGGCGCACGAUCGACCCGAUCCCGCUGUUGGCGGCGGAGAUUGCGACGCAGUGGCGCGUGCUGUGCUUCGACGAGUUCCAGGUGACGGACGUGGCGGACGCGAUGAUCCUGCGGCGACUUCUGACGCUGCUGCUGUCGAACCGGUACGGCGUGGUGCUGUUCACAACAAGUAACCGGCGCCCGGACGAGCUGUACAUGAACGGGAUCCAGCGCGAGUCGUUUGUGCCGUGCAUCGAGCUGCUGAAGCGGCGCACGGAGGUGAUCUUCCUCGACUCGCCGACGGACUACCGCAAGAUCCCGCGGCCGGUGUCGUCCGUGUACUACUUCCCCGCGCGCGGGGUGCGCUACCGGUCGGCGACGUGCGAGGCCGCGCGCGCGCGGCACGUCCGAGACUGGUACGACUACUUUGCGCAGCUCCAGUCCGAGGAGCAGCCGGUCCCCGCGGCGCGGCCGCAGAUCCUGCACGACUUUCGGGUCAAUACAUGGGGCCGCGAGCUAGUGGUCCCCAGCUGCAUACCUGGGCGCGUAGCGCAGUUCUCCUUCAAGCAGCUGUGCGCGCAGCCGUUGUCUGCAGGGGACUACCUGGCGCUGGCGAAUUCGUUCAACGCAUUCAUCGUGACGGACAUUCCUUAUCUCUCCAUCUUUGUGCGUGAUGAGGUGCGCCGCUUCAUCACCUUUCUCGAUGCAGUCUACGAUAGUGGCGGGAAACUGGCCACCACCGGCGCUGCCUCCUUCUCUGAGCUGUUUGUAGAGCCCGAGCAGCUGCUGAACGACUACCAACUAAAGGAGGAGCCGCAGACCCCUCACAAUGCCGACGAGUCGCCCAGCGAUAUAGCCAAGCGGUCGACUAUGUUUAUACUUGAUGAGGAGAGGUUUGCGUUUGCCCGUGCUCUAAGCAGACUUUCGCACAUGAGCACCAGCGAAUGGGUAGAAAAGAAAAGGGCCGAGUAG
Messenger RNA from Eremothecium gossypii ATCC 10895, 1449 nucleotides. RefSeq names its product Afg1p (gene AFG1). Gene Ontology annotation, biological process: protein quality control for misfolded or incompletely synthesized proteins. Lineage: Eukaryota; Fungi; Ascomycota; Saccharomycetes; Saccharomycetales; Saccharomycetaceae. Gene Ontology annotation, cellular component: mitochondrion; cytoplasm. The transcript has a single exon. Gene Ontology annotation, molecular function: ATP hydrolysis activity; ATP binding. Bases 1 to 1449 code for a protein of 482 amino acids. The record is from RefSeq and is marked provisional.